Molecule: messenger RNA, 1596 nt
Organism: Mercenaria mercenaria
Lineage: Eukaryota; Metazoa; Mollusca; Bivalvia; Venerida; Veneridae
Exons: 6
Coding region: 449-1189 (246 amino acids)
Source: RefSeq, a predicted model, not a curated record
AAUUAAGCACAAGUAAGAAAGCUAUUAACAAGUUUUCUAUGAUCAACGAAAUAAAUAUGAGAACUAUUGUGUGAUAUUUAUCAAAGAUUUGCACUAACAAUAAUACAUUUAGACCCAAACUAUUAGAUAAACAAGUCAAUAAAAUAAUUUCUACCUCCCCUUUUUCUUUCUUAAUUGCGUUUGCAAUAAUGUAUUCUACAAAAGAAUCAAAGUCAUAGUUUCGCUAUUUCGUUCCAAGGUAAAUUCCUCGGCAUGUAUCUUUCAUAUUUUUUGUGCAUUAACAUACCGCAAAUCUAAAUUAUUCAGACCCACUCGUCUUCCGAAAGAAUAAACUUUUAAUACGUAUCUUAUAUGUUUCUCUUUGUGGUUAGAAGAAACUAUCUGUCGAAAUAUUUCAGUAAGGAGCAAAGGAUCCAAACGCACCGUUUUUCGGACCACAAUACCGAACAUGGAUUGGAUACUUGUGAUUAUUUUCAUAUCGGGCAGUUUGCCAUCUGCAGUAGGUAUGUCUGGCUGCGAUAUAACAAUUGGGAAUAUUCAAAUGUUGCACGAACACCCGAAAUUAAGGAAGUGCGCAGAAACUAUUCUGCAAAAGCACGAGUAUAUUGGUUGUCGUGUAUCAGUGCAGACGGGCGAAUGCGAAGGACUAAACCACGACUGGGGAUUGAAUCAAACAUUAGAACAAGGAUAUGCGUAUGCAAAGAAGCUGUAUGUUGAACAUACCCUGCAGCCACCGUAUAAGCUCGUCUUAGAUGGUUUUGAAUCGUGGGAUAUACCUGUUGUGCUUGAAACUGGAGGACGAAUUGAUAUUUCUUUCUCACUUGAAUCGCUAGAUCAGACGAGAUUUUCUCUGUACUUGGCUGAAGGUGCAGGAUCAGGAAAAAGACAGCUUCAGUUGAGUUUUGUUGAUACAACGUUAGAGCUCGUGGAAUAUGUCGAUGGAAUUAUGCAAAUGGAAACUACCUUGACCAGUGGAAUAUUCGUGCCCAUGGGAAUCUUUAAGAUUUCCCUUUUGGCCCAGGCUAACUCUGUUGCAGUACGCGUUAAAGACGUAGCAGUUGGAACGAUGAAACUAGGUCUUGCAAAUCACCUACGUGUUAUGAGAAGGGUGCGUUUUGUCCUGCAAUCCAAACCCAACAUGGCUCCGAAAGAUGUGUUUAUUCGCAAGUUCGAGUUCACUGGAAAAUAGUGUUGCUACAUAACGAAACACCACCUUUUGUCCACACUGUACUAAAUGCCUAUAAUACUAGUUUUGUUUUUGUGUUAAAAUUUCGAUUUUUAGCCUGUAUUUAGAAAUCCACUCUUGAAGGUCAUAUAAAUCUUUUAUUUCCGGUGUUCAAGGAGACAAAUUUACCAAUUUAAAUAUUACUAAAUGUGUGUUGCGUAGAUAAUUCUGAGUAAAACCCUGUUACUUUUGUAACAAUUAUUUCAUUUAAAGUUGUGUCCAUUCUUACUUUUCCUCCUUUUAACGUUUAAUUGCAUUUUCUACUCGUUUUUAUGAUAGUAUACAGUAUGUAUUUAUGGUUAUACUACACGAACAAUCAUAAUGCUAAUGUAGAUAUAAUCUAUGACAACGUAUUAAGUAAUCAUACAAAA